AUGGCUAAUCUUCCACCUAGAAAAUUUUCAACAUCUAGUAAAACUUCUAAGCAGGAUGCAUCUCCCCUGCAAAUACUCCUACAGAUGGGCUUUCCGAAAAAUCGAGCAUUAAAGGCCUUAGCGGCUACAGGCAACCGCAGUGUUCAGUUGGCAUCUGACUGGCUUCUAACCCAUGUUAAUGACUCUUCGAUAGAUGAUAAUCAGCCACGGGAAUACAUUUUCUAUGCUAGUCCUACUGGUCCACUUCUGAAACAGUUGCAUGAGUUUUGGGAGAAAUCUAAAUCCAUUGGUAAAUGGAACGGAGCCCACAAUUUUCCACCUCACAUUACACUUGUUUCCUUUUUCAAGGCAGCAGAUGAUACAUCCUUACAAUUGGCAAAAGCAGUAAAGCAAGUUGUGGAAAUGGUUGGUAAUCCACCAACAAGCCAACCUAAACUGGAACCAUAUGUAUCUCACAAUUUUAUGGGUCUUUUCAUAUCGGAGGAACAUGCUGAGUACCUUAAGAAGAUCGCUGUACAAUUUGUCAAGGAAGUCUCUUCAAUAUUGGGUGUAAAAGUGGAUACAUAUGAGCAUUUGGAUGCGCUGGGUGCUUGCUUUCCCUGGUGUACCAUGGCUCAAGAGAAAGAUAUCUCAACAAAUCUUGAGGCACACGUGAAGUCGCUGCAUAUAACUCUAGCGUACCAUUUUGAUGUGUCAGCUUUUGAUGCUUUGAAAACCCUGGUGGAAGGCUUGAAGCCAGAAUCUCUUACCAGUUGGGAGUUGCGUCUUUAUUCGAGGGAUCCUCGCUUCGCCAAUCAUUCGGUCCAUAAAGUGGUGCAAAAUUACGUCCCAGAAGCGAGUGACGAGUUGGAACUAGUUAUCGGCGAUUAUAUUUAUAUAGAGGAGAAACAACUGGAGAGCUCCCAAGAUGGCUGGGUGCAUGGCACUUCUUGGCUCACAGGUGUUUUUUUUUUAUCUUCUCAAAGAUAUUUCAGAAAAAGAAUGUUAAAAUGUGUUAUGAGAUGUCAAAAGCUAUCUGGUGUGAGCGGUUAUCUACCGGCUGUGUAUACCCGUCGUACGGCCGAGUCGGACGCGUGGACUUUACACCGGGCUCUAUCGCUGGGAAACAAUUUGGGUGCCGAUUCUAAAUCGGAGUCUGGUUCGGACGUGGAAAUGACGAGCUACCCGCACGAAGACUCGCCCCAACUGGGUCUCGAGAAGUCUGAGGAGAUGUAUAAGGAUUGGGAGAAAUACUGGAUGACAGUGAGGGACGUGAAGACAGAUGGAAUGUUGAAUGUGGUUGAAGGUGGCAAUGGACUUGAUUGGAAGUCAGAAAAAGCUACUGGUAAUGGAGAUUGCAAGAUGAAUGGAGACAAGAAACGGCGUCGUUGGGUGUUCGCAAUGCGUCACGGCGAACGGGUAGACCUCACUUACGGAGUGUGGGUUCCGUUCUGUUUCGAUGAUAGCGGGAAAUAUGUCAGGAAGGACUUGAAUAUGCCAGUGGCUUUGGGCGAUAGAACUGGAGGCAAGGACUCGUACGCAAUGGACACGCCGUUGACCCGCGUUGGGCAACUGCAGGCGCAACUUGUGGGGGAGGGGCUUCGUGCGAGCGGCGUCACCGUUAAGCACGUGUACUCUUCCGCUGCGCUCCGGUCCAUUGAGACUGCGCAUCAUUUCUUGCUGGGUCUGCAGGCGGACCCUUCAGUCAAAGUUCGUGUUGAGCCAGGCCUGUUUGAAUACAAAAUGUGGCAUUUGGCAAAAGGAAUGGCACCGUUUAUGACACCGCUGGAACUCCACAAGGCUGGACUUAAUGUUGAUAUCAAUUACAAGCCCUACGUUGAUCUAGAGAUUAACACUCCUGAGACAUUGGAAGACUUUUUCAUUCGAAACGAGUUAGUGAUGCAGUCGGCUGUGAAGGACACCGAAGCUGAAGGUGGCAACAUUAUUUUCAUCGGUCACGCGGCGACAAUUGAUGUGAUGGUGUUGGCUUUGAAAAGACUGGCAGAAGGUAAAACUGACGAAUCCAACUACCAGAUCAGUAAGAACCUGUUAAGAGUGCCCUAUUGCGCCCUCGGAGCUAUGCGCACUAACCCAUGGGAAGUGGUGUCACCACCAUGCCCCCCUUCUAUCAAUACCAGUUCAGCUCGUUACAACUGGAAAAUGCUUCUUGAUAUUAAGGUGGACGAAUCUUAA
This is a messenger RNA of Leptosia nina, 2172 nucleotides long. Lineage: Eukaryota; Metazoa; Arthropoda; Insecta; Lepidoptera; Pieridae. The record is from the annotation of a GenBank genome assembly.